This is a messenger RNA of Anopheles nili, 585 nucleotides long. It is a transcript of the gene RpLP2, whose product is annotated as 60S acidic ribosomal protein P2. The transcript is spliced from 5 exons. Bases 79 to 417 code for a protein of 112 amino acids. Gene Ontology annotation, molecular function: structural constituent of ribosome. Gene Ontology annotation, biological process: cytoplasmic translational elongation. NCBI's taxonomy places the organism in Eukaryota, Metazoa, Arthropoda, Insecta, Diptera, Culicidae. The record is from RefSeq and is a predicted model, not a curated record. Gene Ontology annotation, cellular component: ribosome; cytosolic large ribosomal subunit.
CAACUGUUUGAGCACACUAGACGUGUAUUUUAUUUGCUGCUCACGUUUCGUGUCGAAUCGACUUAAAAUUUUGCAAAAAUGCGUUACGUAGCUGCAUACCUGCUGGCGGUCCUGGGUGGCAACGCUGCCCCUUCCAACUCCGAUAUCGAGAAAAUCCUGAGCUCGGUCGGCAUUGAAGCCGAUUCCACCCGCGUGAGCAAGGUGGUGAACGAGCUGAAGGGCAAGUCGAUUGAGGAACUGAUUGCCUCCGGACGCGAGAAGCUGUCCUCGAUGCCGGCUGGCGGUGGUGGCGUUGCUGCUGCCCCUGCUGCUGCCGCUGCUGGAGGCGGUGCCGCCCCGGCUGCCGAGAAGAAGGAAGAAAAGAAGGAGGAAUCCGAGUCCGAAGACGAGGACAUGGGCUUCGGUCUUUUCGAGUAAAAGUUUAUUUCUACGUCACAUUUGCUGCUGUGCUAUAUCAUUCGGAUAUAGGUAUCAACAAAUCCAUACGUUUUGCAUCGUUACCGUGCGUACUAUGGUGUGGAAUGGGUAUUUUUGUACAAAAUAUGUGACUAAGAAAUAAAUUUUCAUUACGAGAAUUUUUGGAUA